AUGGCGGCGGAAAGCCUGAUGGUGCUGUACGGGGACGACUCGGUGGAGGUGCACUACACGGAGGGGUCGCGCUUGCUGCUGUCUGCUUGCGGCCGCGAGUAGCUGUACGAAGCGGCUCGCCCCACCACCGCCCACCCCCUCCAGCCGCCAGAGGCCGCCCGCCAGCGGGUGGCCUUCGUCGUCUGCGCCCGCCGGGAACAACUUCUACGUGCUCUAGAUUUCCGGAACAAGUUUUCUUCUCGCCCGUAUUUACCUUCACGUGUUAUACCUGUAGGAAGAAAAAAGAUUCUUUUUAGUGAUAUCUUAGAAUUUAGAUGGCCUGACCCUGCUACAGCUGAUCUAACAAGAUAUAUCGACAAUGACAGUGUGCAAAUCUCGUCAUUAGAUGGUUAUACUCACCUUUACCUGUCAGUAUUGCAGCAGGAAUUUACACUGGAGUUCUUAUGCAGAGUCAGCCAGUCAUCUGCAGCAUCCUUAUGCUCCUCACAAGAGACUAGCAACUAUCAAGCCAGAGAUCCGUAUGAAAAGCCAAGUAAAAAUUCUGUUGAAGAAAUUUCAUCAAAACAUAUGAUAACAGAGAACAAGAAAAAUAAACGUGGUUGUGAUGAAGGUAAAUACAAAGAACCAACCAAACCAAAGGACCAAAGAGAGAGAGAUGGAGUCCCUUUAUUCUGCACAAAUUGUUCUUCUGAAUAUGCCUGGGUUACACAGUGUUGGUCAGUUUCCUCCUAUCCAGAAGAAUGGAAAUACCCUUUGUCUUUGGCACUAAUGUGCUGUAACUUACAUACUGUUAAGAAUGUAAUGAAGACAUCUGAGAAUAAGACUACAUCUGUAGAAGCUGAUGCUUUAAUAGACCUCCAAACACAUGAAACAGUUUCUCGUUUACCUACAGCUUUACCACUCAACUGCAGAGCCCCACAUUUACACAGGUGGACUUUCUGUGACUUCUUUCAGAAUCAAGAUACUGAAAAGCGUUCAUGCCCUCAGCUAAUUCAAAUUGUAUGAUGCCAGGGUGUUUUUUACAGAUUUAUCCAUGGUAGGACAAACGUCACAGAAAUUUAUCCUGGCGAUAGCUCAUUUUUCAAAUCGGAGGAAGCAUUAUUGGGAAACUAUUUCAUACAUUAUGCAGUCCAAAAAGGAUCAAAAAAGAGAGAAGAAAAAAUGUAUUCAGUAAAAAGCCUACCUCCUGAUAUACCAGGAAAUCCAUACUCUAUAUCCUCCAUCAUUACUCAGGCAAACAAAAUACUUCAAUACUGCUACAAGAUUAAACUUUCGUUAACUCAUAACUAUUCCCUCUGCUGCUGGAAAAUGAUAACUGAGACAGGUGGACGAGAGAUGUUGCCAGUUUUGCUGUACGAAAAAGUUAUUCCCCACACGGGAAGACUUGUUAUGUACUCGGAUCAUAAAGCCCAUACUGUUUUUUGGGAUGGGAUGACCCUGAAUAUGAUCUGGGAUUUCAGCUUUUCCUGUAGUAAGAUCCAGGUAAAUGAUGUAGGCUGGUGUAAGUUAACUACUCCUGAUGGGGUACAGCAGCUAAAACAAAUAAGUCAUCCUGGAAUCUAUGAAAGAUAUAUCAGAACAGCAAUAGAAUGGUGCGAAAGUUUGAAUGAAAGGAAGGAGAUUCCUGGAUAUACUGCAUACUCUGGAAAUGAAGGAAAUUGGUCUGCUGAUGCUGAGCUCGAAAAAAUGCAGAGAUUUAAUUUAACACUAAUUUUAUUGGAUAAUAGCAAUAUUCUGGAAAGGACAUAUAGUGCAAAACCCAGUCUGUCUGGUAUUACUGUCAGAAAAACAGAAAGAAAGAGUGAGACGGAAGAAAUCAGUGGAGGAUGUGAGGCUUUGGAAAAAACUUCUAAAGUAAUUCAGGAUAUCGAGUCUCUGCUUGCAGCUUCAGUAAAGUGA
Messenger RNA from Colius striatus (speckled mousebird), 1899 nucleotides. RefSeq names its product chromosome Z C5orf34 homolog (gene CZH5orf34). Lineage: Eukaryota; Metazoa; Chordata; Aves; Coliiformes; Coliidae. The record is from RefSeq and is a predicted model, not a curated record.